GCCCCGCCCCGCAACUCCAGCUUUGCAACAGCAUACUGUUACGACUCGCAGACAAAAAUGGCCAGCCAACAGCAAGUAAACCCCAAGAGGCAACAGGAGCUCCAGCUCCAAUACUCAAAUUACAAAAACACACUGCAACAGAUGGCGCAGAAGAUUGGGGAUAUUGAGCAGGAAGCAGAGGAACAUAAGCUUGUCAUCGAGACGCUCGAACCCCUCCCUGAAGAGAGAAAGUGUUUUCGCAUGGUGAAUGGUGUUCUGGUUGAGCGGACAAUCAAAGACGUCCUACCUACAUUGAAGACCAACUCCGAUGGCCUGAAGCAAGUGUUGGAAGAGCUGUUGAAGCAGUACAAGUCGAAGCAGACGGAACUGGACAACUGGAAGAAAAAGAACAAUAUCCAAGUCGUACAACCUUGAACCUAAUUUGAUUUGUAUUAGCGAUUCGUUGUCUGCCCCUUUCUAAUGUCAUGUAAUGGUUCAUCGGGAGAUAGAGGGAGAGCAAAAUGGCGUUACCAGGAGUCUGAAAACAGGUCCGAAUCUGUCGACAGGCCUUCGUAGCUUUUGCGCUAGAGCCGCGAUAGAACUCGCCUGCGUCGCGAAACCGGCCAAAUAGUCCAGUUGCGUAUACAAUGCCAACCUAUGGAACUAGGUAGGCGAUGAGAAAGGAACGGAUAGACAUGUUUGUUCGCCCCCGUGUCUAUAUUACAGGCCAGGGACUGACGCAGUGAUAGUUAUGUAUUGGAAUCUGUCAUUGCAAACUAUUCUUUCUCGAGUUUCUAGACGCCACCCUGGUGAAGACAAAUCCAAGCAAUAUGAGCCCCUACAGAGCAAAUAAACCAGUCUCUCCAGUAGAAUAUCCCCACCCCUCAAAUAUUACUCUUGCUCUUG
This is a messenger RNA of Aspergillus pseudonomiae, 885 nucleotides long. Its product is annotated as putative prefoldin subunit 2. Gene Ontology annotation, biological process: protein folding. Lineage: Eukaryota; Fungi; Ascomycota; Eurotiomycetes; Eurotiales; Aspergillaceae. Bases 58 to 414 code for a protein of 118 amino acids. The record is from RefSeq and is a predicted model, not a curated record. Gene Ontology annotation, cellular component: cytoplasm; prefoldin complex. The transcript is spliced from 4 exons. Gene Ontology annotation, molecular function: protein folding chaperone.